CUCCUCUCUCUGUUUCAGUACGCCUUGGAGCGUUUAAAAGUGAUGUGUGAAGAGGCUCUGUGCAACAGCCUCUCUGUGGAGAACGUGGCUGAUACCCUCAUCCUGGCAGACUUACACAGUGCCGAGCAGCUCAAAGCACAAGCCAUAGAUUUUAUCAACAGGUGCAGCGUCCUCCGACAGCUGGGCAGUAAAGAUGGGAAAAACUGGAAUAGCAAUUAUGCCACGGACAUAAUGGAGACGGCAGGCUGGAAGUCAAUGAUCCAGUCCCACCCUCACUUAGUGGCUGAGGCCUUCAGAGCCCUGGCAUCGGCACAGUGCCCACCCUUCGGCCUGCCGAGGAAACGCCUAAAACAGUCCUAACUGCUACAGCCCACUGAUACAGACACUAGGAGCUGAGAGCUGAGGCAGCAUGGAGACCCGAGCAGGGCUGAACAGAGCUGGGAGGCUAACUGGCUGGGAGGCUAACUGGCUGGGAGGCUAACUGGCUGGGAGGCUAACUGGCUGGGAGGCUAACUGGCUGGGAGGCUAACUGGCUGGGAGGCUAACUGGCUGGGAGGCUAACUGGCUGGGAGGCUAACUGGCUGGGAGGCUAACUGGCUGGGAGGCUAACUGGCUGGGAGGCUAACUGGCUGGGAGGCUAACUGGCUGGGAGGCUAACUGGCUGGGAGGCUAACUGGCUGGGAGGCUAACUGGCUGGGAGGCUAACUGGCUGGGAGGCUAACUGGCGGAAAGUAACGUUUGGUUUUGGUCCUCAAGUUUUGUCUGCUAUUUUUCUGUCAUUUCAAAUGGCCUUAAUCUAUCUGCCAUUGCUCUGGAGCUGAUCGACUGUGUUCUCUCUAUUUGACUCUGUGCCUGACCCGUCCCACAGACCAGGCUGCCCUGUCCCACAGACCAGGCUGCCCCGUCCCACAGACCAGGCUGCCCCGUCCCACAGACCACCAGACCAGGCUGCCUCCAGAUUGCACUAGUUCCCAUAGUCAUUUUGAUAUGGAAUUCUAUAGGGACGUGUUAAGGGUUUGAUUCAUGGGAAAUAUUAUAUAUUUGUAAUGUUUAGCCCAUUUUGUGACUAGACAUUAAAAAGCGUGAACACUUUCA
This is a messenger RNA of Coregonus clupeaformis (lake whitefish), 1095 nucleotides long. RefSeq names its product speckle-type POZ protein-like A. The record is from RefSeq and is a predicted model, not a curated record. Lineage: Eukaryota; Metazoa; Chordata; Actinopteri; Salmoniformes; Salmonidae. Gene Ontology annotation, biological process: regulation of proteolysis; proteasome-mediated ubiquitin-dependent protein catabolic process. Gene Ontology annotation, cellular component: nucleus; cytoplasm. The transcript has 3 exons. The coding region runs from base 43 to 360 and encodes 105 amino acids. Gene Ontology annotation, molecular function: ubiquitin protein ligase binding.